AUGAAGAGGACAAUGGCUUUUAGGGAACUUUCGUGCCUUCUGUUUGUCUGUUUCUUUGCUUUGGGAAAUGCUAUAUACUGUUUGGAAAGCUCUGAUUGUUCGGCCCUUGAAUCCUGUUGUCCAGAUAACGUCUGCAGAGAAAGAUGUUACGUCUGUUCGUACGACUACCAAUGUGGAUCGAACGAGCAUUGCUGUAAAAGCAAAUGCAUCAGUGGUUUGCCUUCUUGUUCUUGUUCGCACGACGACCAAUGUGACAUUGGAGAGGAAUGUUGUGCGGGAGUAUGUUCGUCAUACUGUGGUUGGAGCAGCGGAACUAUUGCAGGCGUUACCAUUGGAAGUAUUGUCUUCUUCGCCAUCAUCAUUUCCAUUGUAUCCUGCCUCUGCUGUGCUUCUUGCCCGUACUACCGUUAUCGUGUACCCGGUGCUGUGAUCGUCACCCAACAGCCGCAACAACAGCACGUCUUAACUCAGGCAAACACAAUGAUGACGCAGCAUGUACAAGCUCCUCCGCUGAACAACUACAACCAGCCUCCUUCAGGUUUCCGCCAAGCACCACCUACUUAUUCGUUACCUGGUCCAAACCCGGAUCCUCCAGCUGAGGUACGAGGACAAACCGUUUCGAUGCCGCCUCACGGGCCGGCCAAGUAA
Molecule: messenger RNA, 648 nt
Organism: Pocillopora meandrina
Lineage: Eukaryota; Metazoa; Cnidaria; Anthozoa; Scleractinia; Pocilloporidae
Source: the annotation of a GenBank genome assembly